AUGGAUUCUAAGGCGUAUAAGAUGAAUAUUAUAGAUGAGGCAAUGUCUUUUGAUGAAUUUAAUCUUUAUUGGAAGAAAAUUUUAAUUUCAGGAGGGCUUAGAGCCUUAGAGCGUGGCGACGAAUUCGAUUGGAAUAAAACAUUACAGUUUAUUAGUAAUAGAAAUAAUUAUACAUCAUGGGAAAUUGAGAAAGAUGAUAAAUAUUGGGAAUUUAUUAGAGGAGUUUAUAAUCGGAAAUUUAAUACGUUAUCAAAAGAUACUAAAGACGAGAAAGAAGUUAUUAAUAACGAGCUUUGGAUUUUUUGUUUUAAUGCGUUAAAGAACGAGUUUUGGAACAAAAAGUGUAAUGAAGUCAAUGAGAUAGAACAGAGUUUAGGUAUUAAAAAAUCAGAUAAAAGUUAG
This is a messenger RNA of Rhizophagus irregularis DAOM 181602=DAOM 197198, 402 nucleotides long. The record is from RefSeq and is a predicted model, not a curated record. NCBI's taxonomy places the organism in Eukaryota, Fungi, Glomeromycota, Glomeromycetes, Glomerales, Glomeraceae.